Messenger RNA from Thunnus maccoyii (southern bluefin tuna), 2356 nucleotides. It is a transcript of the gene ltb4r, whose product is annotated as leukotriene B4 receptor. The coding region runs from base 237 to 1373 and encodes 378 amino acids. Gene Ontology annotation, cellular component: membrane. The transcript has 4 exons. Gene Ontology annotation, biological process: neuropeptide signaling pathway. Lineage: Eukaryota; Metazoa; Chordata; Actinopteri; Scombriformes; Scombridae. Gene Ontology annotation, molecular function: G protein-coupled peptide receptor activity; leukotriene receptor activity. The record is from RefSeq and is a predicted model, not a curated record.
GCAAAGAGGGAAGGUGGGGAGUUAACAGUAAAUCAUCUAAGAGAAUUAGACACACUUUUGGAGUGGAUUUGCCUUUGGAGUCUAUAAAAAGUCAGCAUCAAAAAUCAGCAGUUGAAGCAUUGACGCACAUUGGCGACUCACAACUGCCUAAACCUGUUUCCUGCCUGCAUCUCCUGUGACAAGUUGUGUCAGUUGCACAGUUGCUGAAGCCGGGCUCAGAUUCUUCAGUGGCUUUCAUGAUGGCUUCCAAUAUCACCACCACCUCCUCCACUGCCUCAUUCUCUGUGCCCAUCAGCGUCUCAGCUCAGGUCGGCAUCGCAAUCCUGACCCUGGCGUUUGUGCUGGGCUUCCCUGGGAACCUGUUUGUGGUUUGGUCUGUGUUUUGCAGAGUGAGGAAGAGAUCAGUGACUUGUUUAUUGGUGCUGAAUCUGGCCAUGGCGGAUGCUUUUGUGCUGCUCAGUGCUCCUCUUUUCUUGCGGUACCUGGCCGGCGGCCGGGGCUGGGAGUUUGGCUCAGCGGCAUGCAAGCUGGUGCAUUACCUGUCAAAUGUGAACAUGUACGUGUCCAUCUACCUCAUCUGCCUUAUGAGCAUGGACCGCUGGAUGGCUGUCACAAGGCCUUUUGUGUCUCAGAGAAUGCGAACCAAGCGUUCCCUGUUGUUCCUCCUGCUGGGAGUCUGGGUGAUUUCGUUCAUCCUGGCACUGCCGAUGCCCUUCUACCGCAGCAAUCUUAAGAAGACAUUUCCAAACAAUGUCACCCUGAGAUUUUGCGUCCCGUACCACUGGCGCAGCGUGGGUCACCAGGUAUUCCAGUACGUGUUUGAGACCGUCAUGGGCUGCCUGGCGCCCUUGUCCCUCAUCAUCUCCUGUUACUCCUCCGUCAUCUGUCGUCUGAGAAACGCCAAGUUCCACCGCAGAAGUCAAGGCAGCCGCUUGAUCCUGCUGAUCAUCAGUGCCUUUGCCGUAUUCUGGCUGCCCUAUCACAUCAUCAACAUCAUAGAGGUGAUUGGUCUGUUGGGCAGUGAAUCAGUGCGUACAGCUGCUCUUACAGCCCGUCCCAAUGUCACGGCCUUCGCCUACUUCAGCAGUGCCGUCAACCCCAUCCUCUAUGUGUUCGCCGGCAGCUCCCACAUUCGUCAGGCUGGCCUCAGUUUCAUGGGCAAACUGUUCGAGGCCACCAACUCGGAGAGCAGGAGCACGUCAACUACCCGCAGCGGCCGCACAGGCUCUUCACCAGAUGAGAGCUCUGUUCUGCAGACAAUGUCGGUCAAAUUGGGGAAGGCUUUUAAAGGCAAGAACAAGGAGAGCAGCAGCAGCAUGGCAGCGAGAGAUUCGGAAUUCAAUACUCUGGCAAGUGUUGAGCAGGUAGAAUAGUUCCAACUCAAACCAUUUUACUUGGACUACAUUUUACAAUAAAUUAUUUAAACUGUGUGAGUUCACUCAUAAUCUUGUAAUUUUGAGCUUUCACUUCCAUGAGCUUUAUCACAUUAGACAUUAAACUGAAAAAUCAGCAUACUGUCAACAAAAUCUCAAUAUCAUUGCUAGUUGAAGAAUCAAUUUAAGGAAAUAUCACUUGGUUACAACAAGAAAAACAGUCUCUUGGUUGUUUGCCAAACUUCUUUGAACUAUAUGUACUUUCUGCAUGUAUCUAUUUAAAGUUAUAAUCCUUAAGAUAUCAGUUGUGGUAAGUCAUUACUGCAGCAAACACUCCUUGAUCAGCUACUUUGUCAGAAAUACAACAGAGGAGAAGCUGGCAUAUCUGUUUACAGCGCAGCCAAACAAAGUUGCAUGUGGGUGGCCUGUCACCUGCAACGCUUCAUCUGACAGAUCACUGUGGCUGCUCCUUGUUGUUCCCUUAUUCCCUGCAAUAUUUGAAUGAUCAGCUGUCACAGCAUGUCAGAAAUGACCAUACGCCAGGUCCAAGUACAUGCCAAGUGUCCAUGGCAAAUAAGAUGCAAUGUUAUUGCUGAAAAAACAGGGUUUUAUCUCAUGAAUAGGGAUUAUAACUUUAAGUGUGUAUGUUACAAAGGGAAAUAUGUUUACUUCCUCACCAAAGCAUUGUUAGUCCAGAAAUGGACAAAAUCAUUAUCAUUUGUUUGUGUAUUUUAUAUGAUUGUUAUUAGCCUGAAACUUUAUAUACAUUAUCAUUUUAUCUAUGUAAAUUAUCAUAUGUAUUUCAGAUGUGUGGAAUUUAUUAUGGUUUUAAUACGUAGCUUACAACUUUUAUUUAAAUUCUAUGUAACUGCUGUAAAGUCUUAUGUUCAGGAACUCAUAAAUAUGCAUAUAAUGUAUGUGGUAAUUUGUACUCAAAAACAAAAAACAAUGUUUGUUAACUUAAUAAAACUCUUUUAAAGUUU